AUGACUCCCAAUUCUACUAUAGAGGAAGGUGCAUUAAAUGUAAUUGAGGAUGAAAAUACAACAAGAAAAUUACUGAACGUUUUACCAGGAAAGGAUAUACCUUCCAUUAGAGAUUUAGUCCUUGAAAAACAACAUAGACAAAAGAACAUUACCGAUACCGAUGAGUUUACCCAGAGAAUGGAAGAUACUCUUAUUAAAUGGAGACCAUCUGCGUCACAAAAUCGCGGUUCUUCUUUAGCUGUUGAUGGUGCUCAUCCUUUUCAAAUAAGUACACCAAAGUUCGAAAGAGAAAGAAAUAAAGCAAAAUAUGAUAUGUAUUUAAGUAAGCGAUUGACUAAUGCUUGGGAUUCUUUAAACAAUUGGCUUUGGGAUACUUCUCAAACGAAUAACUCUAAAAGAAAGGCGGUUCCUCUCAAUACAAGUAUCUUAAAUAUAUUCCCGUUUAAUACUGAAGUGAGCGCAGACAUUGAAAACGAUGAAGACUGUUCAUUUGACCUAGAGGAUAGUACAAAAAAUUUGGCAGCCGGAACGCCAAUCGUAUACCCACUACUCGAAGCACCGCGCCCUGCUGUUCUCAGAGAUCGCGAAAUUGAUGUCACUUGUAAUCAAUUGACUUCAAUUGAAUCGACUUAUCAACAAUAUUAUAAUAACCCUAUACCAAUACAUUAUAUUGAUUUGAAUUCAUAUAUGAACCAAUACCAACGUCAGCAUGGAGAGGUAUUCAGGAGCCAGCAAUUGAGAAACGAUGUGACCCUAACCACUCGUCAUGUUGAUAACGAAGAUCUCUCAAAUAAUGGUAGUAAAAGGUCUUUUUUCGACUGGUUUCGUGAAAUAAGCUGCUGCACAAAAUUGCAUAAUGAAACAAGAUAG
Molecule: messenger RNA, 870 nt
Organism: Naumovozyma dairenensis CBS 421
Lineage: Eukaryota; Fungi; Ascomycota; Saccharomycetes; Saccharomycetales; Saccharomycetaceae
Exons: 1
Coding region: 1-870 (289 amino acids)
Source: RefSeq, a predicted model, not a curated record